UGUUCGGCAUCUCCGAAUCAACGAUAGUAUCCACACCUUCUAUUUGUUUAUUACAAAUAAAUACAAACCACCUCUUUCGCCUUCCUCCUACUCCACUUCAAAACCAAAUCACUCCAGCUUCGAUCGGAAAAAGGGAGAAAGGUUGAGCCUUUUGAUCGGGGCGGUGAUGGAAGGAACUGGAAUCAGAGGGGCGAAGGUUAUAGUAGGGAAGCAGUACUGCGAGGACGAGGAGCGCGAGCUUACAGUGAGGAAAACCUCCCUCUUCUUCUCCGGCGACGGAUUCGCAGCCUACGAUCACCACACCGGCGAACUCGUCUUCCGCCUCGACACCUACGAACGAGGCCCCGGUUCCCUCAUCGACGAGCUCGUACUCAUGGAUCCCUUCGGAGCUUCCAUCAUUACACUCCGACGCAAGUGGCCAAGCCUUCACAAUCGGUGGGAGGGGUUUCUGGGGGAGCGAGCAGAAGGGCAGAAACCCCUGUUUACCGUGCGACGGUCCUCUAUCUUCGGCGGAGAUCGCGCCGGCGUGACGGUGGAGGUACACGGCGGAGGCAGCGCCGACGAUGUAGCGGCGGAGUACAGGGUGGAGGGUUCGUUCGCGGCGCGUUGCUGCAGAGUGUUUUUCGAGGGUGAGGAGGAGGGGGAGUUGGUGGCGGAGAUAAAGAGGAAGGUGGAUCCAUGCGCCCAUGUGAUUUUGGGGAGAGAUGUAUUCUGUCUCAGCCUCCGGCCGCGGGUGGACGCCGCCUUUAUCAUGGGGCUCGUUAUUGUGCUCGAUCGAAUCAGCGGGGACGAUGACCUCGGCGCCGGCGUGGAUCCCGCCGCCGUCGCGGCGGUUGAGGUGCUGGAUGCGGACGUCCGGGAGAUGAACGGCGACGGCCUUCAUUUCUGAUGGCCUUUUACUAAUUCAGUUAUGUACGAUAAUUAAUGAUGUUUUUUUUUUGUGUGUGAUUCACCACCUUGAUGCGUUUGUAUUAUUUGUUUGACUGAAUUUAAGAGAGUAUAUUUUGAUCUAUAUUUCUGGUUUAUCUAAUACUGUAUUAAAAUGGAUAAUGAAAAACACUUCUGUA
Molecule: messenger RNA, 1067 nt
Organism: Dendrobium catenatum
Lineage: Eukaryota; Viridiplantae; Streptophyta; Magnoliopsida; Asparagales; Orchidaceae
Product: protein LURP-one-related 5
Exons: 3
Coding region: 167-889 (240 amino acids)
Source: RefSeq, a predicted model, not a curated record